Messenger RNA from Peromyscus maniculatus bairdii (prairie deer mouse), 4955 nucleotides. The record is from RefSeq and is a predicted model, not a curated record. Lineage: Eukaryota; Metazoa; Chordata; Mammalia; Rodentia; Cricetidae.
UCCCCAGGCGACUGGCACGGGUCCAGGCGACUGGCUGUCCGCUCCGGGGGAGGGCGCCGUCUGGGGACGCCCCUGGCGGGCUGCUCGGCGCUUUCCUCCUCGCCCGGGACCCGCCCCUCGCUGGGGAGCUGAGCGGUUGCACUGGGUCCCCCUGUGCAACCGCAGGUGCCUGAGCCCGAACGCAGCCCUAACUGGCUGCUCCUGCAGCCGCGUCCUGCUAGGCAGGUGUCUUCUGUGCCCAUUGCUCUUGGCCUGCGGAGUGCGGUCAGCCCCAGCUCCUCGAAUGGAAGCAUCAUUCUGAGAUACCCCUAACUUUCCAGGACUUAUACUGGACAAAGAUGAGUGUUUCUUCCAGCAUACUGUAACUAGAGUGACCACGUUAGUGCAGACUUUACCAUGGGAGCCAACACAUCAAGCAAAGCACCAGUGUUUGAUGAAAAUGAGGACGUCAACUUUGAUCACUUUGAAAUUUUGCGAGCCAUUGGGAAGGGCAGUUUUGGGAAGGUCUGCAUCGUGCAAAAGAAUGAUACCAAGAAGAUGUAUGCCAUGAAGUACAUGAAUAAACAGAAGUGUGUGGAGCGCAAUGAAGUGAGGAAUGUCUUCAAGGAACUCCAGAUCAUGAAGGGCCUGGAGCAUCCUUUUCUGGUGAAUCUGUGGUAUUCCUUCCAAGAUGAGGAAGACAUGUUCAUGGUGGUGGACCUGCUACUUGGUGGGGACCUGCGUUAUCACCUUCAGCAGAAUGUCCACUUUCAGGAAGACACGGUGAAGCUCUUCAUCUGUGAGCUGGCCAUGGCCCUAGACUACCUACAGAGCCAGCGCAUCAUUCACAGGGAUAUGAAACCUGACAAUAUUUUACUGGAUGAACAUGGGCAUGUGCACAUCACAGACUUCAACAUUGCUGCUCUGCUGCCCAAGGAGACUCGGAUCACCACCGUGGCUGGCACCAAGCCUUACAUGGCACCUGAGAUGUUCAGCUCCAGGAAGGAAACCGGGUACUCCUUUGCUGUCGACUGGUGGUCCCUGGGGGUGACAGCUUAUGAACUGUUGAGAGGCCGGAGACCAUAUCAUAUCCGCUCCAGUACUUCCAGCAAGGAAAUUGUGAACAUGUUUGAGACGGCAAUUGUAACGUACCCUUCUGCUUGGUCACAAGAGAUGGUAUCCCUUCUUAAAAAGCUACUUGAACCUAAUCCAGACCACCGGUUCUCUCACUUGACUGACAUUCAGAAUUUCCCUUACAUGAGUGACAUGAACUGGGAUGCAGUGCUGCAGAAGAGGCUCGUCCCCAGCUUCGUUCCAACUAAAGGCAGGCUCAACUGUGACCCCACUUUUGAACUGGAAGAAAUGAUUCUGGAGUCCAAACCUCUUCACAAGAAAAAGAAGCGCCUCGCAAAAAAGGAGAAGGAGAUGAGAAAAUGUGACUCCUCUCAGACAUGCCUUCUUCAAGAGCACCUCGAUGCUGUCCAGAAGGAAUUUAUAAUUUUCAACAGAGAAAAGGUAAAAAGAGACUUUAAUCAAAGACAAGCAAACCUAGCCUCGGAACAAACCAAAAACAACGCAGAAGAGGAGGAUGGCGAGAAUAACAACCUGUGAGGUUUCCUCAUUUUGGGGUGGGGGACAGUUCUCCGCACCUGGCCAGAAACUUCUGAUUAUCCAUCCAGAAGAGCUAAGGGCAGUCAUUACCACUUCACACCUCAUGACUUACAGAACGGGAAAGAACACCUUCCGAAGCUGGCAACACUCUGCAGUGAAGAGAGCCCUGGUUCUGAGCUCCCUCAGAUCUGAUCUCACCACUAGUGAACUCUGUGACCUUGAGCAAUUUCUUUAACUACUUCCUCUGUUUCUGUUCACUGCUGGAAAGGUAGAGCGCCAUUUCCGAUGAGCUAGCCUUUAGUCUGCUAAUGCCACAGUUCUUGUUCCAAACAGGCUUUAUUUUUAUUUUUAAAUGAAUAUUUGAAGGUAGGUUUAUUUUUUUUUCAUUCUUUUUGAUGACGUUGUAAAAAUGGACACUGUAUACAGUGAGCCUCGUCAGGGCUAAAGAAUAUCACAGAGAGGCUAGAAUUCCAAGGCCUGAUUAGACAGGAAUAGGAUAUUCCAUCAGAAACAAGUACAUUGGUCAGAUUAGGAGUAACAGCGACCCAUAGGCCCUUGCAGCGGGGAGCUGUGUUGGCACGGGAUCUGUUAGCAAGGGUCUGCUGUGCACAUGGCCUCUCAACUUCUCUUCAGCGAUAUGGCCUUGGUCCGUUGAACUUGGUACUGAUGGAAGGAGUCACAUGCAGCAAUUUAGCAAAUGCUGCAAGCUGGGAUUCUUUCAGCAUGGCAGUGGUGAAAUACUGAAUUCCAUUUGCCAUUCUCUGGUAUGCCUGCCACUUAAAGGCUGAUUUUCCUCCGGAAUGGCAGAGACCUGCUUCUGGGGAGGAUUAACAAGAGCGCUGCCCCAGUGAAGGCUUUCAACGGAUCAGUGAAGCUACACCUUACAGGAGACUUAUCUUGCGUGUUAACACGGGAAGCUGGAGAAAGUUUCCCGUGAGAAACUCCUAACUCCAGGUAGCACAAGGCAAGGAAAACUUAGGCAGUCCAUUGCUUCUCUGUCAUGAAACUUGUUACCUUUCGUUUGGUCCUUUAUUUUUCAUAUCAGUCACCUAACAUAUGGAACAAUUUACACAUGGCUACAGACUAGAAUUACAUUUAAAGCAACAGGAUGUGUACAGAUCCCAGAGGUCAAAUUCAGGGAUACUGAUGCCUCUACGUUAUACCACUGUGAGAUGACUGGCAAGAAUUGCCUAGCUCCUUACAAUAUCACUGAUGUCUCACUCUUUCCUGUCUCUAUACUUCAAUUGUGUGCAAAGUGUAUUCAUGUAAAUGUGCAGGUGAUGUAACACCACUGUGCUGACGCCAAUGAAAUCUAGAACCUUUUUGGGUGCCCUCCACUGGCAUCGCUGGGUAGAACGAGGAAGUAGGUGGGCUUUACAAAGCGUUGUUUUCAACUCCUGGAAACUGAGGCCAUCUAGUGGUCACCAUGAUGACAGCAAGCUGCCGUUUGGGGGCAGGCAGACAGGUGGAAAUUGACGGUAGACACUGUGGCAAGUUAAUCUGUGUAGAAAAGCAAGAGCUGAAUGUAAGACCAGCAUUGAUGGUUCACCAGAGUUUUUGGCAUAGCUGUGUGAUAGUGCCUCUCUACUAAGAGCAGCCAUAUUUUUUUAAAGAAUCAAAAACCGCCUCUUUUAUCCAACUCCUGUCUCUGAAGUUCUCGUGUGUCACUUGUGAUAUUUUUGGUUAUGUUUAGUCACUGUUUAAUUCAAAGCACUUGCCCUGACUUCCAGGCAGGUGAAUGGGUCAAACAUAGUAACCCCGAGGUGACUGGAUUCUGCUCCAGGCUGGCACCUCGACAAGUGUCAGGGACCACCCACACACACUCCAGCUUCUGCCUUUUGUCUGUCUGUACUGAGGACCUAAUGUACCAUGGAUUCACCCUCUUUCACCUGGCUCCUCCUUCUUCUGGAUCUUGUCAGCAUCCUCCAAAACAUCAGCGCUCAGAAAUGAUUUCCAAAGGACAGCAGGGUCAGCAAGGUCUCCGCUGGGGAUGAUGAGGACUUGUGGACUGUACGCAUCUUCAAACAUUAAGGUGGGGGGUAGGAUCCCAUGCAAUCUCUGAAGUUUGAAUCUCUAGUUUUUAUUUCCAUUGAGCAUCUUCCUGAGGACCACUGGCGUUUCUGAACCGGGGAUGUGCUGGUUGUAGUUUAGUGUGGGAGUUGGGUAGAUUUCUAGUGCCAGUCAGAUGAGUGGCACACAGUGUGUUUGAAGUUAAAAAAAAAAGAAAAAAGAAAAAGAAAAACACAAAAACAAAAACCACAUUGGGCUGGGUCUGUACCUCCGCAGUAGACUAUAAGCAUAGCAUGCACGAAGGCCUGGGUUAGGUCCCCAGCACCAGGCGAAACAGAACCCCUGCAUCUGGCUGUACAGAAUAACUGACUCUCAGCACUGUCCACUGCUCUGCAUUUUAAAGAAGAGACUUAAAAACAACAGAAACAAAACUUUCCCAAUGUUCCUGGUGAUUGCAUCUUGGUUUUAUUCCCUACUUUGAGCUAAAUGUUAACGCCCCCCAGAUGAAACAUCCCCCCGAUUAUAUUUCUGAGAAGAAUUAGGGACUGAGAACGGCAGAAAACUGUGUGACUACUUCAUCCUUUUUUCUGCUCCUUGCAGAAUCCCUCCAUGCAGUUUCCUCCCGUACUUUCCAGAGCAUCUGAAAAGGCCUGAGGAAGGUUUGAAAACCGGAGUGUCCUGGCUGUGACACCACAGUGAGCUGCUGUCUCCAGGCAUUCCCAGUGACCCAGAGUGGAGGGGUGGGACAGCCUACCCAUUGGGCACCCCUGGCCAUGACCCCUACUCCCUGGAAAGAAGUAUCCUGCUAGGACCCAAUGACCCCACAGCAGCCCUGGUGUUGGCUGAGAUCAUCUUUAGGACAGGAAUGGAUUUCAAGCAGCACAGAACAUUGCUGAAUUAACCACAAUAAUCUAAUUAGUGGGGGUCUAGAAACGACUACUGCUAUGGCUUUCCUAGUGGAUGUGUGAAUAUGUAAUUAGGAAGAAAGAGUGCUGAUGCAGUUAUUGAGAACCAUGUUGCUGUUCCAGGUUGACAGGGAUGCUGAACUUCAAUGCUUCAGCUGCUUAGUGGGCAGGCAUGGCUAGCCCUUUGCUCAGCGCCUCCGUAUUCCUGUGUUUUGUCCACGUAAGAACCUACUUCUGUCCACUGCCGAUUGCUAUUCACCGUAAAUUCAAUGUCUCUGUCCAAUGUUAGACACCGAGACUCCAGAUUUCAUUUUUCUGUGAUGUUCUGAACUGGUGGCUGAUUUAGAAGUCCCCAAAUUAUAAAAAAAAGAAAAAAGUGUGCUUCUGUUGAGCCAUAGUGUAUGUAAUGUAAAUGUGCCUGCACGGAUUAAAAUGUCUUCUGUAACAACA